AUGGCUGAUGAUAUCGAUUCACAUCGUGACAAGCGUCAAAGACUUGAUUCGGAUAGAGAUCAAGAGGCGGAUCAAAUGGAGGUAGAACCCCUUGGAGAGGCAACAAAUCAUGAUCGGAACGAUGAGAUGGAAAUAGAGGGCGAAAUUGCUACCAAGGAGAACAGCGCUGAACUGGGAGCUACUGGAAAGGCUGCAGAGCUAACGGUGGAUGAGAAGACCCUGGACCAACUACAGAAAGAUAUGGGUGAAGCCUUUCUUCUCUGCAGAUCCAACAUUCUCACAGAAGUUGAGCGCCAGAAACCGAACCCGCAGCAGCAUUUGUUGGCAUUAUAUGGUCUGGGCCCAUUAUUGCACAGUGUCGCUCGCACCGAUCCGAGGACUGGUGAGAAAAUAAAUAAGCUGCGGAAAUCGUACGAGGGUCAGAUCAAGGGAUUCGCUCUGGCGGGGCGGAACAAACCUGUCAAGGGCGAACGUAACGUGGAAGAAGACCAACCUGGACCGUUACGGCGCAUGGCUGGAUCGUCUGCUUGGGGCCUUCAACCAGAUGAGCAGUGGAAUGCAGAACACGCAAAGUCCAAGAUUGAAGUUACGCCUGACUUCCGAAACAAGUUGAAACAAGCCAUGCAAAUGCAGCCAGGCACAGUUCGCAACAACGCUCACUGGGAGGAUAUGCUCGGAUUCGAUAAGCCGAAACCGAACGUGGCUCCGGUGCAACAACCAACCCCUCGGCCUGUCGCAAACGGGGUGGUACGACAGUCUCAACAACCAUCUGCAGAAGCCAAACGACAGACUCGUGGGAAAAAGCGGAGUUAUGGUGAUGAUAGUUUUGUCGGCUACGGAGAAGGCUAUUCGGACCCAGAAGAUGGCGAUGGCGACGAAUAUGGCAGCCAAAGAAAACGGAAAAAGGUGAUAGCCACGGACUACUGA
Messenger RNA from Fonsecaea monophora, 927 nucleotides. RefSeq lists its product as hypothetical. Gene Ontology annotation, biological process: regulation of transcription by RNA polymerase II. The record is from RefSeq and is a predicted model, not a curated record. NCBI's taxonomy places the organism in Eukaryota, Fungi, Ascomycota, Eurotiomycetes, Chaetothyriales, Herpotrichiellaceae. Gene Ontology annotation, molecular function: transcription coregulator activity. Gene Ontology annotation, cellular component: mediator complex. Bases 1 to 927 code for a protein of 308 amino acids. The transcript is spliced from 2 exons.